GGCACUGGUGGGCACAGGUGGGUGGGCACAGGUGGGUGGCACUGCUGGGCACAGGUAGGUGGCACUUCUGGGCACAGGUGUGUGACACUGCAGAGUGGCACAGGUGGGUGCACUGCUGGGCACAGGUGGGUGCACUGCUGGGCACAGGUGGGCGCACUGCUGGGCACAGGUGGGCGGAACUUGCGGGUGGCACUGCUGGGCACUGAUCAUCAGGGCAUUGAUCAUCAGUGCCCUGAUGAUCGGUGCCGAUCCCCGCUCUGACAACUGCCGGUUCUCGGCAGUACUUUCCUCGCGAUCUGACAGCGUGAGGAAAGUGCAGCCGAGAACCGGCACUUGCAU
Molecule: messenger RNA, 339 nt
Organism: Staurois parvus
Lineage: Eukaryota; Metazoa; Chordata; Amphibia; Anura; Ranidae
Source: the annotation of a GenBank genome assembly